Molecule: messenger RNA, 6085 nt
Organism: Haplochromis burtoni (Burton's mouthbrooder)
Lineage: Eukaryota; Metazoa; Chordata; Actinopteri; Cichliformes; Cichlidae
Gene: cyth1a
Product: cytohesin 1a
Exons: 13
Coding region: 3169-4185 (338 amino acids)
Biological process (GO): regulation of ARF protein signal transduction
Molecular function (GO): guanyl-nucleotide exchange factor activity
Source: RefSeq, a predicted model, not a curated record
AAAGCUUAGCAGUUUGUUAUUCCUCGCCUCUCUCAAAGUUACUGACUUUUAGUGACACUCAGCUUCGUCUGCAACAGGUAGAGACAUGCCUGGAGUUGCUGUCUUAUUACGGGAAGGGGAGGAAAAAAAAGUCUGACUUCUGCUGGUAAUGUGAAAGAAUCCAAAAUGGCGGCUGGGAGGAACUUCUUGAUAGAUGCCUUUUUAAAGGAGUAUGCUGAUUUGCCAAUCAAGCAGCUGUGCAGCAGCUCAGGGUUUGAGCUGUGCAUACUUGGUCUACUCCUGGUGUUUCUCCACUGUUCAGAGCACAGUGAACCAAUGCCUAUUUUAUUCCCUUCCCAACAGGAUGGGAGGGUUUCGCCGCAGUUUUCACUCCUCCGCCGAUCUGUUAGAGCAGCUCCCAAACAGGAAACUAAGGGUUUGAUGAUAUGCUUGGCAGGAAGAGGCAUCCUACAAUUUGUGUGAUGGGUCCAUUUUUUCACUCUUCUACAGCAGAAAAAGCAACAUUGAGGCAAAAAUAAAGGUGCUAAAAGAUAAAGAUUUUUGGCUCUUCCAGCUUUUCCACCACAUGUUUUUCAGAACGUGUGUGUUAUACUGGGAAGGCAGGAUGUUGUUAGUGGGAAAGCCCUGAUUAGAAUCAAGGCUAACGGCAUCAGAGGACAAAGGCAUGUAUUGUGGGAAGAAAUAGCACUUCCGCUUUUGAGGGAAAACACAGAGUUGCCUCCUCGGUUGCUUCUAAAAACAAGUUAAUGUCAAUAAAACAGAGCAGGGAUUAUGUAAAAAAAGCUCAUCUUUUGUGUUUGCUACCGUGGAUUAUGUCUAUGUAUGUGCAUGCAGCUGCUAUGCUGCUGUUGGGCACUCUGCAUGUUUGCUUUACACUGAAUCUGACGCUGACACAGUGUGUAGGGUGGCAGGCCUUGCUAUACAUUCUUCAGGCUCAGUUCCCACCCCCUCACAUCCUCGGGUCUCUACAUUCCUGCACAGCAGCGUCAACAAAGCUAGCCAACCCACUGUGAACUAUGUCUGGGCUGUCAGGGGAGUGACGGGGUCGUUUCUGUUUGACCAGUCUUCUUUUGCGAUGGCAUCGACUUUUUAAUGUGCCUUUUUAAAGGGUGUAAAACAUCUUCUCUUAACACAAAAACUCACACAAACACAAAAUGCUUUGCACUUUCACCUGUUGAGAGUUCUGGAAGACAACCAAGUUGGACUACAUGAGAGGGGAAAAAUCCACUGAAAAGUGAAACUAGUGCUCCUCCUUAAAGUGGCAUUCCUUCUAAUAAACGUCAGGGUGUCCUCUGAUUGCAAAACAAACCCCAGAUGCAGAGAAGUCCAUGAGAUGAUGUUUCCUCAGAUCACUUGUCUGUGACCUAAUUAAGCCCUUUCCUCAUGUAUUUAUGGGCACAGUCACUAUUUUCAAGUAUAUUAGAACAAUAUGGUGUGUAUGUAUUAAAUUAUUUCCCCAUUAAUGUCAAGAAUGUUGAUAAAGCAGCAUAUGCUUCAGGGCAGACUUUUGUCAAGUUUCCAUUGGCUUCACCACAGGACUUCAGUGACCAGUAGGUGACAUCUGAAGCCCCUCAAAUUUAGAAUUUUAUUUAAAAUCAAUACUGAUGUUUUUAGGAAUUUAAUAAUAAUAAUAAUGAGAUUGGCACUGAUGGCACAAGCAGAAGAAAGGGAUCUGUCAGUCUUAUUGCUUUCUCAAAUCACUUUACAUUUGUAUUGCAUUAUGUUUUAUUGGAACAUUCAUUAGGAGAAUAACACCUUUGACUCUCCAACAUAGAUCAUUGUAAUCCUGAGGCAUGCUACAAGUGAAUUUACUGUUGCUAUUCCAUUCUUGUCUAAGAUGGGAUUAUGUGAAAAAUGGGUGUAACUUCACCAGCACAUGGAUCCCAUCCUGACAGCUAUCAGAAGAAGCUCAGUCACUUCGAGGCUGCAGAGUGCACUCAGCACGGCAGAGGGCUCCAGGAUGACUCAUUCGUCUUUAUACAGACAUCAGACAAGCGCUCAUGUCUGAUCUGUGCUGCAGACGUACCCGGGGCAAGUGUACACUCAUACUGUAAAAACACACACAGUGAGGAGCAGUGCUGAGAACCAUUCUCUUAAAAGAUCAUUAGACUCAGGAUAAUACUCAUGGCCUAGACUUAACAAUAAACACAUACUCGCCUCCAGCACAGAGUCCGUUGUUAAAGUGGAGUUUGGAGGUGGUAAUUUUGGCUGCAUGACUGGUCAGGAGAAUGAAGAACUGGCUUGAAUUGCUUACUCACAACACCAGCUCAUAGUAGAAUAUAUCAUCGCUGUCUCUGUGGGAGAUGACGGCAGAGGAGGAACCAAUCAUCAUGUAGUUAUUUGGUAAUUUAACUAUUAAUCAUCAUUACGAACAUAAGACGGGCUGGAUUUUUUCUUUUUCAGUCUUAUGGUUCUGGGCUUUUUAAUUUCAUCAUUCCCGAUACAAAUAGGGCAAAUUUCCACACUUAAAAAAUCUGAAAUGGGGGGGAGUAAUUGGAUUACUACCUGAAAAGUAUUUCAUCCUCUAACUAGGACUCAGUAUGUUGAGUUAUAAGCAUGGGUUGAACGUAUGCCUACAGGUGUGUAUGCAGCAUAUUUUUGGGAGAAGGGGCAGCAGCUAAAGGAAUGACCACCGGGUGGAGCCACCAUGUUCGUUGUGGAGACAGGAAAGCAUGUGGAGAGAGAGAGAGAGAAAGAGGGAGGGCGAGGAGGUGGUGAGCUAGUGAGUAAUGCUCCUUCCCAAAUGGACUGUAUCAGUGGCUGUGUGCCUUAAGCUGGCUGGCAGCUGAUAGUUGUGCUGAGGAAAUCAGGCAGUGUCUCUCUCCCUGUCCGGAGGAGCAGGACUCUUCCUUCUGUCACUUGACGUGUGGAUGUUUUGAAUUGCCAGAAUUAAGCGGUAGAAUCUGACAGGAGCCAGGGCUGGUGAGCCUGUUUGUGUACAACAAGGUGGAGUGAAGAAGUGGAGUUCUUCAGAAACCCAGAAAAGUAACACUUUGGAGAUUUUCUUGUUCAGUGCCGGACGACCUCACUCCAGAGGAGCAGCAGGAGCUGGAGAAUAUCCGCCGGCGUAAGCAAGAACUGCUGGAGGACAUUCAGCGGCUGAAGAAUGAGAUAGCAGAAGUUACUAGUGAAAUUGAGAACCUGGGUUCCACUGAGGAGAGGAAAAAUAUGCAGAGGAAUAAACAGGUGGCCAUGGGCCGUAAGAAGUUUAACAUGGACCCCAAAAAGGGGAUCCAGUUUCUGAUUGAGAAUGACUUACUGAAGAAUACCAGCGACGACAUUGCUCAGUUCCUCUACAAAGGAGAGGGCCUCAACAAAACAGCCAUCGGAGAUUAUCUCGGAGAGAGAGAUGAUUUCAAUAUCAAAGUACUCCAAGCCUUUGUGGAGCUUCAUGAGUUCACAGACCUCAACCUGGUUCAGGCGUUAAGACAGUUCCUAUGGAGCUUUCGGCUGCCGGGAGAAGCCCAGAAGAUCGACCGCAUGAUGGAAACCUUUGCUCAGCGCUACUGCCAUUGCAACCCUGGUGUUUUCCAGUCUACAGACACAUGCUACAUUCUGUCAUUCGCCAUCAUCAUGCUAAACACCAGCCUCCACAAUCCAAAUGUAAAGGACAAGCCGACCGUGGAACGGUUUAUCUCCAUGAACAGAGGCAUAAACGAUGGAGGUGACUUGCCUGAAGAUCUGCUCAGGAAUUUGUAUGAGAGCAUCAAGAACGAGCCUUUCAAAAUACCAGAAGACGACGGCAAUGACCUCACACACACUUUCUUCAACCCGGACAGAGAGGGCUGGCUGCUAAAACUGGGAGGGGGACGAGUUAAAACUUGGAAGAGGAGGUGGUUCAUCCUCACAGACAACUGUCUGUACUACUUCGAGUACACCACAGACAAAGAGCCAAGAGGAAUCAUCCCACUGGAGAACCUGAGUAUCAAGGAGGUGGAGGACAAGAAGCCUAACUGCUUUGAGCUUUUCAUACCUGACAGCAAGGACCAGGUGAUAAAGGCAUGCAAAACUGAGGCUGACGGACGGGUCGUGGAGGGCAACCACACCUUCUACCGCAUCUCAGCUCCCACAGCUGAGGAGAAAGAAGAUUGGAUGAAAAGCAUCAAAGCUGCCAUCAGCAGGGACCCCUUUUACGAGAUGCUGGCAGCCAGGAAGAAGAAGGUGUCAUCCAUGAAGAGACAUUAGGGGCACUCGGCUUUUCGGACGUUGCAUUUGACAGAAUAAGGUGCGCGGGGUCUGUUUGCCCUUCCUGGGCCAUUGCAGAGGUCAUGACCAAGGUCUGCCUCUGACCUCCCCAAGGCUUUUCUCUAGGAUACACAACAGGUCUGACUUUUGGACUCUGCAGGCCAGAAAACAAAAAACAGGAAAGCAUGCUGGGUUUUUAGAUAAGAGUCUGGGCUGAGCGCCUCCUCUAACCUCCUGUCUGAAUGUGUUGCUUUCUCUCUCAGCUUUUGUAUGUGCUCUGUCUAUGAGACCGGAAGGGAGUGUUACUGUGCAACUCAGAGUCCCUUUUGAAGACACGUUAAAACAACACAGUUCUCAUAUACACUGCAUACAUACACAACAUCACAACAAGCAUACUUUCAUGGAGUCCUCCCCCGUCGCACACAUUGUUUUAACUCAGCAGGUCUGACCGAGUGUGGCACCCCAACCAGAAUAUUCCUCACUGUGUGGAAGAAAAGCAAAGAUCUUUUCUGACGUGCUUUAAUAUGUUUUGGUAAUACGUGUCUAUUUUUACAGCUUUUACUGUCAAGUCCUCUCGAGCCUUUUGUUGUUUGCUUUUGUAGAAUAAAAUGUUCAGAUAGAAGCUGUAAAGGGGCUGCUAUGAGAGGGAGGGAGGGUUAUAAUUUGCCAACUGUUAGUGAUUUUUUUUUCUUUUUUUAAUAGAAAAAAGAAAACAAACUUUAAAAAAAAAAAAAAAAAGGAGAAAAAAAAGUUGCCACUCAGGAGAUUGCUACCAUGUUCAGAGACUUUACAGGGCGGGUUGACUUGGAUCAUGUAAACAACUCAAGAGAUGCAUUCAAAGGCACGACGGAGGCCCGGGCUGAGCUGUGUUUGUAUGUGAAACUGCAGAGAAGGCGUCUGCUUGUCUGGGAGGGGAUGCAUCCCGGGGAUUAUGGGCCUGUCUAUCGCUUUGGGCUUUUGAGGUCUGAGGAUUUGGGGGGGGAAGAAGCAAAAAGUCGGCCCAUUUUUUUUCCCCCCUCGUUGUCUCAUUUCAACUCUAAAACCAAAUCAUUAUAUUCCCGUAUCAUGCAAAAGUCACUGAAAUGUCAGAAAACUUACUUUACUGCUGCACAGUGCCAGGUGCCCUAGAUGAAAUGUGAUGAGAAAUGCUGCUGGUUAGCAAAAGUAAUUUAGAUAUAUAUUUUUCUUCCUUUGUUCCACUCAUCCCAUCUGUCACGCUUCUUUAGAGGUUUGCUUUUACUGUUAUAAUUAAACAACAUUUUCAGCACAGCCUCAUUCAUCGUUAUGUUUAAGACACACUGUAGUUUAUGAAUAUUGCUUUAAAGGAGCAGAAAUAAAAGUUUGUAUUAUAGAAACAGUCCGAUCCUUGUCUUAGUCCCUGUCUCAGGAUCCAGUGUGCCAGGUGAAACAAUACUGAAGAAUGUACUGUGGUGAACCAAAAUAUAUAUAUAUAUAUAUGUAGAGAGAGAGGGCAGAAUGGCUGAUUAGCGAGGCACCAAAAAAGCAAAAAAUAGUUUUGAGGGUACAGUUAAACAAAUAGGAUCUGAUUUGUACACCAAGCCAUCGUCUCGACUGCUCCACAGUUGUCUCUCAUCUCAUCUGUGCCUGCUGUCCCUAAUCCCACCCCCAGCCGUCCUGUUUCCUGGUCUCCUCCUCUCCUCUCUGCUCUUCCCAGCGCACUACUCCUAGAGGAUUAAGCAAAAAUGCAAAACAAUCAUAAUUCUAGACAGUAUUGGUUUAUUUAUCAAAGUUGUACAUAUUUAAAUGUAUAGUGGGUAUUGUGUUUCUAAUUUUGUUUAUUUGUUUUGCCAUUUUCCUUUGGCACUCUGUUAGAAUGACUGAGUUAAGGUUUCUAUCAAUGCCAUUUAACCAAGCUGUAAUAAAGACAGAAUUGUCACAA